Messenger RNA from Aspergillus affinis, 789 nucleotides. RefSeq lists its product as uncharacterized. The transcript is spliced from 4 exons. The record is from RefSeq and is a predicted model, not a curated record. The coding region runs from base 1 to 789 and encodes 262 amino acids. NCBI's taxonomy places the organism in Eukaryota, Fungi, Ascomycota, Eurotiomycetes, Eurotiales, Aspergillaceae.
AUGAUGCAGAAGUUUCAUUCAAGCGGCUGCUUCAAAGGCACAUUCACAAUGUCGGUCGUUCACGAUUCGUUGAACCAGUGCUUGCUCAAAGACACUUGGGAUCUGUACAGGAUGUACAAAGACAGCGAAGAUGUUGUGAUCCUCGCAGACAAUGUACGGACAUUCGAAGGAGGGCGUCAUUACCGGGAAGCAGCGAUUUCUGCUUUCGUUGCCCGUCAGAUCGCAUCGGCGGUAAAUCCGGAAAUUCGAGAAAUUUCGCAUUUCAGCCACCCGAAUACAUAUCAGUGGUAUGACAGGUUGAUGGGUCUAUGCCCAGACCUUUUUGCUUCUCGCGUCCAAUCCAGCCAAGCUGGGGCUUCUUCCAUCGAUGAGACUUCUUCAGUAGUUGCGAAUGCUGAAGAUUCCGGAACCAGUACUCCACUUCCAACAGACACUUUCACGAACGGAACUACGACCGCUGAACAUUCCAAUGUGCACUGGGAGUCCAGUCAAUCGGCGGAAGGGGACAGAAUGGGCACGGCCAACGAAACCUACGGUACCCCGAACGAUUAUACUUCAGAUAUAGAUGAGACCAUUGGCGCCCUAGAGCUUAAUACAUCGUCUGAUUGGUAUCAGCCCCCAGCAACGAACGAAACCCCCAAUUGUGGAAGACGGCGAAGAGCCCAUCGUGCAUUUUACGGAUCUGUUCCGGUACACAACCCCUCGCGAAUUGGAAUCGACGAGAACGAGACGCAUCAGAUCAUAAACCGUGGGAUUGUUAUCACCGAGGGGGGUUCCCAUUUCCUAUAA